Messenger RNA from Pseudozyma flocculosa PF-1, 615 nucleotides. RefSeq lists its product as uncharacterized. Lineage: Eukaryota; Fungi; Basidiomycota; Ustilaginomycetes; Ustilaginales; Ustilaginaceae. The record is from RefSeq and is a predicted model, not a curated record. The coding region runs from base 1 to 615 and encodes 204 amino acids. The transcript has a single exon.
AUGUCGCGCUCCUCUCCUCUCCUCGCGCUCCUCCUCGUCUCCGCAUCCCUCUUCCUCGCCCCUUUGGCCGCCGCAGACGACGUCGCCGCCUCCCGCAACCUACACAUCCUCCCCGGCUCGCCCAUCUUUGCCAGCACCACCGCCUUUAACCCGGCGCUGACCAACCAGGGCGGCACGACGAAUUCGGCGGGCACGUUUGACGUCUCGCCCCUCGCCACCUCGACGUCGUACCAGUUCCAGCCCGCCAGCCAGACGACGUCGUUUGCCGUACAGUCGCCCAACUUUGCCACCCCAAACGCCGGCAACGCCGGCAGUGGCGGCGGCAGCGCAUCGGCACCGGGCGCGGCAGUGACCCAGACCGUGGUCCAGACUUCGCAGCAGACGAGCUUCUUCACCCCCUCGCCCACUGACGCCGCGAAUGGCCCCCAGAAUGGCGGCGUCGCCGCCGCCACGGCCUCGUCCGACGCCCAACAGCCCGUGCAGAGCAUCAACCUCGCACAGGACAACGCCGCAUCCGGCCACCUCGCCCAGGCCCAGGCGCAGUGGAAAACGUCGCUCUGCGCCGCCAUCGCCGUCGUCGGCGCUUCGAUGCUCGGCGUCGUCGUCGUCGCUUGA